This is a messenger RNA of Galdieria sulphuraria, 1054 nucleotides long. RefSeq names its product heme oxygenase. Gene Ontology annotation, molecular function: heme oxygenase (decyclizing) activity. The transcript is spliced from 2 exons. Gene Ontology annotation, biological process: heme oxidation. The record is from RefSeq and is a predicted model, not a curated record. The coding region runs from base 85 to 993 and encodes 302 amino acids. Lineage: Eukaryota; Rhodophyta; Bangiophyceae; Galdieriales; Galdieriaceae.
UCCUAGCCGUGUGAUUCAUCUAGACGAGAUUUGAGAGAUUUCCAUAUUACCGACUUGUGGUAAACGCUUGCGUGGAAACGUCCAAUGAAGAGACCUUUGCAAGGGACUAUUGUACCUCCUGCCUUUCAACAAUGGCUUCCAAACAGGUUGACAAAAACUGCCUUUACAAAAGAAGGGCGUUUUUGUGUUUGUGUGAAGAACUGUUGUUGGCGCACAACUGUUUUUUCACCAAGAGGCUCUCAGUCCAGAGUCUUUUUUACUAUGGCGGAUUCCGCAGUUAGGGGACCUCCAGGGAUGGGAGGAACUUCAACGGAUAACAUGGACUCCGUAGUUCAAGGGGACCGCAGACCUGGCUCUCAUAAAGGUUUCGUUGAGGAGAUGCGGUUUGUGGCAAUGCGUCUGCACACAAGGGAUCAGGCAAAAGAAGGCACUCUUGAAGAAAGCGCUCUUCCAAUUCAAGAAUGGCAACCAAGUCAACAAGAUUAUUUACAGUUUCUCGUGGACUCAAAACAUGUUUAUGACUUUUUUGAAAAUUUUAUGAACCAAAGUCAAGAUAAUAUGUUUGUGAACUUUAGACGAACUGGUUUGGAGCGAGUUUCUGCCUUGGAAGAAGAUUUGGAUUGGUUUAGGCAACGUGGUUUUUCCAUACCAAAACCGGAGAAGCCUGGAGUAGCUUACGUGGAAUAUCUUCAGUCGCUGGUUCAGGACAAACCACACGCUCUUUUGUGCCAUUGGUACAAUUUUUACUUUGCACACACUGCGGGUGGUAGAAUGAUUGGGAGACUGAUGUCCAAGUUACUCUUCGAUGGCCAUGUGUUUGAGUUUUAUAAGUGGGAAGGAGAUGUGAAACAGAUUCUCGAUCAAGUUCGAGUUAAAAUCGACGAAACCGCGAGGGACUGGCCCCGUGAGGUUAAGGACGAGUGCUUGAAGGAAACUGGGCUUUCUUUUUCUUACUCGGGAACCAUUCUUGGACACCUGGCUAAACGAGGUUGAAGCCUUACUUAACGUUUGUUAUUUUGAAAGUAAAUAUUUCUUCUUUAUUACUAUCAUUAGA